This is a messenger RNA of Teleopsis dalmanni, 1957 nucleotides long. Its product is annotated as probable cytochrome P450 6a13. Gene Ontology annotation, molecular function: iron ion binding; monooxygenase activity; oxidoreductase activity, acting on paired donors, with incorporation or reduction of molecular oxygen. NCBI's taxonomy places the organism in Eukaryota, Metazoa, Arthropoda, Insecta, Diptera, Diopsidae. The transcript has 2 exons. The coding region runs from base 237 to 1724 and encodes 495 amino acids. The record is from RefSeq and is a predicted model, not a curated record.
UAAUCUGUACUCUGUACUGUAUAUGAGAAUCAUUAUUGCGCCAUUAAAUAAACAUUUGCAGAUCAAACAUUACAAACUCUCUUUGCAUUCUGAAACAAAGAGAAACAGGUUCUACUGAGAUCUCAGGUAUCAACAGAAUUUCUGUUUUGAGAUUAAUCGCAUUUGUAGUUUAGUUGCUUUUCAACUUUUGGUGCGAUUAAAUCGGUCUAAAAAUAAAGUUACGCUUAUCGGCAAAUAUGGAAUUUGUGCAACUAACAAUUUUUUUAUUGUUGUUGUGUUUCUCUUUAGCCUUUUAUUGGCUAAAACAACAACAACAAUACUGGUCUAAACGAAAUGUUAAAGAUGUACCAAAUUCAAUAUUCUACUUUGGACGUACACAACAUCUUGCUAACUUCUUGCAAAAUAUAUACCAACGCUUCAAGGAUAGUGGUGAAAUAUUUGUUGGAAUAUUUUCCAUGUUUUCCCCUACUGCACUGAUGAUUGACUUAGACUUAAUCAAGAAUGUGUUUAUUACCGAUUUUGAAUAUUUUCCAGAUCGAGGUUUCUAUCAUAAUUUGAAAGAUGAUCCAUUAUCUGGUAAUAUAUUGCGCAUGGAAGGUGAACCAUGGAAAAGACUGCGAGCGAAAUUGACUUCUACAUUUUCUUCCGCUAAAAUGAAAUAUAUGUUCAACACAGUAUUGAAUAUAGGUGAAAAUUUCCAGCACUCUAUGCAAAUUUUACUAGCCAAUGGUGCGGCGGAACUUGAAAUGCGUGAGUUAUGUGCCAGAUAUACCACCGAUGUGAUUGCGUCUGUGGCUUUUGGAUUGGACUUCAACACACUACAGAAACCUCAAACAGAGUUUCGCAAAAAAUGUGACAAAGCAUUUAAUAGUUUUAAUUUAUUUGUGGAAAAUGUAGGAGUAAAAUAUAUAAAAUUAUUCCAGUCCCUUCAUUUUCGUGCAUUUCCGAAAGAUGUCAACGAUUUUUUCCAUAAAAUUGUGACAGAAAAUAUUGCUUAUAGAGAAAAUAACAAUAUAAAGCGCAACGACUUUCUGGAUCUUUUAAUUGAGUUAAGAAACACAAAAUUGGAAAAUGGAGAAAAUAUGUUGUCCAUAGAAGAAAUUGUGGCACAAGCAUUUGUGUUUUUCAUUGGCGGCUUCGAGACUAGUUCAAGUACUAUGACUUUCUGCCUAUUUGAAUUGAGUCAAAAUUUGGAAAUACAGGAAAUAGCUAGAAAGGAUGUUUUGGACACCUUAGCAAAACACAAUAAUGAGUUAACUUAUGAGAGCUUAAAAGAAAUGAAGUACUUAAAUAAAGUUUUACAUGAAACGCUACGUAAGUACCCUGUUGGUCCUACUCUGAAACGUAUGACUAGAAAGGACUAUAAAAUACCAAAUUCAGAGCAUAUUAUAUGUGAAAAUACAAUAGUGGUUAUACCAGUAUAUGCUAUACAUCACGAUCCAUCGAUUUAUCCAGAACCAGAUAAAUUUGAUCCAAUGCGUUUUAGCACAGAUGCAGUGUUAAGUCGCCAUCCAAUGGCCUAUUUACCAUUCGGUGCGGGACCAAGAAUUUGUAUUGCUCAAAGAUUUGGUAUAAUGCAAACAUCAUUAGGGCUGGCUAUGUUAUUGAAAAAUUUCCGAUUUUCCAUUACUGAUGAAACUCCAGAUAAACUUGUGUUUGAUAAAAGAAAUAUACGUGGAUUAAGCGUUGCGGGGGGCAUUAAACUGAAGGUAGAGAAAAUAUGAAAACUUUGUGCAAGAAAAUUAAUAUAAAAUUUUUAUUUUGAUUAACUGUAAUUUAUUGAUUUACUUCAUUUCAAAAUUACUUAUUUAUUUACUAAAUUGGAGCUAAAAACACUCCAAACUGAUUGGUAUUAAUAUAUUAGAGAUAUUUUUAGCUGCAUUGCAAUUUCAUUGUAAGAAAUUUUAUGAACAGUUUUGGUGUUGAUUUAAUGAUACGAUAAAUAUUAUCUCAAAUU